Linum tenue is the source of this 914-nucleotide messenger RNA. NCBI's taxonomy places the organism in Eukaryota, Viridiplantae, Streptophyta, Magnoliopsida, Malpighiales, Linaceae. The record is from the annotation of a GenBank genome assembly.
CGAAUGAAGCCUUACGCAAAGCUGACGCGGGCCUGACGACAUUCAGACCGGCUGGCCGCCGGAACUUAACCUCCCAAUCUUUAAAAGCGCCUUUUCACCCCCAACCUCUAGCAGUCGCCGGCGGAGUUACAUAGACGGCGGAAAAGAGCAUGAUUCCGUUCACUGAAGGCACCAGCUAGUGCUACAACGAGGAAGAUUACUCGGCCGAAAAUGAAAUCCCAGCGGUCGGUUCUUCUGUCCUCGCCGGAGAAUCCACCGUCGUCGUGCGACAAAUUCAAGACCCUCGGCAGUCCAUCUCCUCGCCGAGUAAACAAGUUGGAAGAAUCCUCUAUCAAAUUUGGACGACGAAAAAGCUUCCUCAGCUCAUUGGAACGUACUUUAUCACAGAAUAACAAGCUUCUGAAUGAUUUGACGUUGAAGAAAGUCGAUGGUGGAACUGAGGCGGUACUGCCAUCCAGAGAGAGGUGCAAAGCACUUCCAAAGCUCUUUAACGCGAUAACCCAGACGAUUCUGAUUUCCAAAGCUUGACAACCCUCGAAGCUACUUCUUUUAUUGCAACAUUUGUUGGUGUACAAGUCAGUGUCCUGCAUUUCAUUUUCAAAAGGGAAACUAACAAUGUGCUUACAGUUUUGGUCUUCCCAGUACCAGGAGGACCCUUAAUAAGUUCCAAACCAGCGCUAUGCCUGCAUCGAGCUCUUCCAAGGCAAGCGAGAACUGCCCCUCUUUGAGACUCAUUCAAGGCAGUAGAAUCUAUAUUCUCACAAUUUCUAUUCACCUGCUGCUCAUAACUACAAAGACGACAACUUUCCUUGUCCUGCAAGAAACCCAGUUCGUUUUAAGCAAAAGAAUAGACACUUAACAGACUAAAGUAUUAAUUAGCCAUCAGUAGUGGAAUGAAUCCCUUACAAAAGUUU